This is a messenger RNA of Papaver somniferum (opium poppy), 1304 nucleotides long. Its product is annotated as high-affinity nitrate transporter 3.2-like. Gene Ontology annotation, biological process: nitrate transmembrane transport; response to nitrate. The coding region runs from base 315 to 929 and encodes 204 amino acids. Gene Ontology annotation, cellular component: plasma membrane. The transcript has 2 exons. The record is from RefSeq and is a predicted model, not a curated record. NCBI's taxonomy places the organism in Eukaryota, Viridiplantae, Streptophyta, Magnoliopsida, Ranunculales, Papaveraceae. Gene Ontology annotation, molecular function: nitrate transmembrane transporter activity.
UAUAUAGAGGGGUUUGGCGGGGUUGGGUCUAGCAUUGGGACUAGUCCAGCUGGCUGGAUUUGGGUAGGGACCUGAGUCCGAUUUUAGCCUACGCAAAAAAACAAAAAUAAAAAAAAAAUGAAAGAAUUGCUAGUGAGUUGUGUAGCAAGCAAGGUCCCCAGGGCUAUAUCUGACUCACCCUCCCCACGUGACUAAUGCAAACCUUAAUUUCGCUUUCUCCCAUCUGCAAUAUCUUAUUCAUUCAUUCUCCGUCACCUCGCUUACAUCACCCAGUUUAACUCUUCUCCUCAACUCAAGUAAACAAAAAUCAAAUCAUGGCUUCUACUAGUUUGAUUUAUUCUCUACUUGUCCUAUGCUUUGCUAGUUCUACUUAUGGUGAACCAAUCCUCUUCUCAUCCCUCCAAAAAAGUCUCUUGGUUGAAGCCUCACCGAAUCCAAAUCAAGUGUUGAAAUCAGGAGAAGACAAGAUAACGGUAACAUGGGGAUUAAACCAAAGUUUCUCAGAUGCCGAAUUCAAGAAAGUACAAGUAAAACUCUGCUUUGCUCCAAUCAGUCAAAAAGAAAGAGCAUGGAGGAAAUCAGAGAGUGAAAUAUCCAAAGACAAAACUUGUCAAUUCACCAUUCUUACAAAACCAUACUCCAUAUCAUCAUCAAAUGAGAGUUUUGAAUGGACAAUUAAAAGAGAUAUCCCAUCAGCUACUUACUUUGUAAGGGUUUAUGUUAUGAACUCAGCUGAUCAUGAGGUUGCUUAUGGUGAAACUACUACUGAUGUGAAACGUACUAGUAAUUUGUUUCAAAUUCAUGGGAUUACUGGUAGACAUGCUUCACUUGAUAUUGCUGCUGGAAUUUUCUCUGCCGUCUCUGUUAUUUCUUUGUUUGGAUUCUUCUUCAUGGAGAAGCCCAGAUCUAAAGUUUCUGAACAAAGUUAAAGCAUAAUAGAGUAGUAUACAAAACCUUUUUAUUGUAAUAAAUAAAUCCUUCUCCGUUGAGCUCGUGCAAAUUUUAGGAUGUGCCGAUUUAGUAGAUGAAUUUGCUUAUCUUGCCUUACACCCUUUUGUUUGCCUCGCAAUUGCUCGGCCACUUCUAUUUGUGAAAUAAAGAUAGGAUCAGCAUCUCUAUUAAGUUGACGGUAAUAUACGGCAAUCAAUCAAUUUCUGAUUGCGCACCAACCAAUGUAUUUUGCCAAGUGAUAGCUGUGGUGGUCAUGAGGCUCUACAUCCUUUCCUUGCAAUCGGUCAUUCGAUCCGUAAGGCGUAGUCGCAUACCAUGGUUCUAUUAUUCACAUCCUUGUCGCGAAAACAUUA